UUUCACUCUUUCUCACCCUAGCAAACAACGGGACUCUCGCUCUCUAACCCUAACCCUAACCCUAACCCUAACACGACUGCCUUCCUCUCACCACACCAGACGAGGUCACCGCCUCUUGGCCGGGAAAACUCAUGCAAGGACGCGAAGAAGGUUUGAUUGAACUGAACUGAAGCCCUAACCAUGGAAACCCUGGAACCAACAACCCCUUCUCCUUCAUCGAAAGCAGUAAAUAUUGAUUUCAGAAGCCCUGGCUCCACUCCUUCGCCUCUAGCACCAUCAGUAUCAAGGCUGUGGAGGCCAGCCGCCCAGCGAAAUCUGCGAAACCAGUGGUCAAAGCUAUCUUCUUUAAGGAAAGAGUGGAACUCUUCCUCUUCCAAUGGACGAUCUCUUGCCACCUCUCUUGUCAACACUUACCUUAAUGAGAAAUUCAUGCCCUCAAUGGAAUUGGGUGCUCUAAGUGAUAUACCUGAUAUUAGAAAGACAGCUUCAUGGAAACUGUUUAAGCAGUUCGAGCUUUAUUGGAGCAAAUUGUUGACAUCUUAUAAAAAUUUGGUUGCUGUUGUAACUCAGAUGAGCAAAGUUAGUAAAUCCAUGAGAUGCUAUCUCAAAGGGACAGGUAAUGCUUCAUUAGUAGAAUUUUGUAGCUCUUCUGAAGACAUAAAUGAUUCAGGAGAUGGUGGUGGAUUUCCAGUCUUUGUUUUUCGGUCAAUUUCUUGUUUUGAGAAAUUGUCUGAGGAGCUUGUUCAGAUGUUUAUACUUGAAUUGAAUUUGAAGCGUUUUCUUGUUGUGGAAUUGUUAUCUCUCAGUUGUGAAUCUUCAAAUGUCAAAAGGUUGAAUUGGUCAGAUGAGCUCUAUCCAGGAGAAUUUGAUGAUCUGAAAGUUUGUAGCUUGUUUUCUGAGGACACAUCCGGGCCAGUCCAACCGCGAUUGGCGGUCUCACAGUCUGAUGUCUCAAUUUCACGUCGCGAUAAUCGACAGUUGAAUCAUAAUAAUACUAUGGAGGUUUACCUUACAACAUGGCUUGCCGAGGUGAACAUAUGUUCUCGGAGAGUGAAUGGUAUAUUUGCUGAAAUUGGAGAGGAAAUUCGGUUAAACAUUUUGUAAGCUGGUUUGGAUGCUGAAACUGAAAGACCAAAAAUUUGGAGGAAUAAAGAAGAGGUAUUUUUCACACCAGUUUUUGCAGUUUGGUACAUAAGAAAGGGGAGAAUUAGGUAAAGGUUAAAUUGUUGAGUAGGUCCUUGUAAAUUUAUUGACUGAGCUGAAUUUUGACUAUAUUGUAGGUGUGACUUGUGAGUGACUUAGUGAAGUUGGAUAUAUUUUUGUUCAAAAAGACAUGGAAUUUUUCUAUAGAAAAUCAAAGCAAUUAGUAAAUAUGUAUAUAUUUACGUAGAGGCAUAUGUCA
Messenger RNA from Cannabis sativa, 1402 nucleotides. RefSeq lists its product as uncharacterized. The record is from RefSeq and is a predicted model, not a curated record. Lineage: Eukaryota; Viridiplantae; Streptophyta; Magnoliopsida; Rosales; Cannabaceae. The transcript has 2 exons. The coding region runs from base 181 to 1104 and encodes 307 amino acids.